AUGGAACAAGUCUCGAUCGGCGGCAGCAGAUACUUACUGCUUGUGGUUGACGAAGCCAGCGGCUGCAUGAAGGGCUUCUGUCUGCGGUCCAAGUCUGAGAGUGAAGACUGUAUCAAGAACCACAUUAUCAAGAUUCAGACUCAGUUCGGCACGAAGAUCAAGUUUGUUCGGCACGAUGGAGCGCAUGAGUUUGCGACCAACUCGAUCAAGACCUUCUACGAAGAUCAUGGUAUCGAACAACAGAUCACGGUGCCGUAUGCACACCAGACCAACGGCACCGCAGAACGCGCGAUAAGGACCAUCGUCACGAUCGGACGCAGCUUGUUGCAUCAUGAAAAGCUGGAGAAGUGUUUCUGGGCUGAAGCGGCAAUGACGGCGAUCUACAUCAAGAACCGCCUGCCUUCACCCAAGAUCGACCACAAGACUCCGUUCGAAAUCGUGUACAAGUCGAAACCAAGUGUCAAGCACAUGCGCGUGUUUGGAUGUCGGGCGUUUAUCCUGACACCAAGGGAGAAGCGAUUGAAGUGGGACCCGAAGGCUCGUGAAGGGAUGUUCAUGGGCUACGAAGAAGCGUCAAAAGCUUAUCGAGUGUACGACAUUGAGGCGGGCCAAGUGGUGAUCAGUCGUGACAUCACCUUCGACGAAUCGACUUUUGACUUUUCAAUGGACCGACCAAGUGACGAUGAUGAAGAUGCGGAGUUGGACCUCGACCUCCUGGCGAGGUUAUCAACGAGGACGACGUGCGUCAAACCGUCUACAAGCAGACUGGCAAGCGCAAGAGUGAAGCAAGACCCGGCAUGUCACGUUCAGCUCGCCCUCGAACUGGGUUGGAACAAGCAAGUGCGCCGGAACACGUCUCCAACCGUCACCAGAAACGACGAUCAAGUGCUCCAGAAACGAUGUCUGAUGACGAAGAAGAUGCAAGCGUCUACGAUCAAGAUGACGACUCGACGCCUCCAACAUUUUGGCGUGCAAGUGCAAACGCAGUGGAAACAACGGACCUAG
This is a messenger RNA of Peronospora matthiolae, 1005 nucleotides long. NCBI's taxonomy places the organism in Eukaryota, Oomycota, Peronosporomycetes, Peronosporales, Peronosporaceae. The record is from the annotation of a GenBank genome assembly.